AUGGCGGAAAAUGGAAUGCGUGGAGGCGGCCCAGGGUCAUCGGCGAGUGCGAGUGUGAAUGCAGCAGGCAACAGCAACGGAGAGCAUGAAGUAGAACAUAGCGGAGAAAACGAAAAAGCAGUUCAGCCGGCGCGUUUGAACGAAUCUGCCCAAAAAUAUAUGCAGGAGCUUAUGGUUGAGCGGGCGAGAAUGGAGAAUCACUUCCCGUUGGCAGUGAAACUAAUUGAUGAAGCUCUAGAGCGUGUGCAACUGAAUGGACGUAUACCAACGAGAGACCAAUACGCCGAUGUCUACCAGCAGCGCACCAUUAAGUUAUCGCAAAAGGUGCAUGUGCCCAUUAAGGAUAAGAAGUUCAACUACGUGGGCAAGUUGCUGGGUCCAAAAGGGAAUUCUUUGCGCCGGCUUCAGGAAGAGACACAGUGUAAAAUUGUGAUUCUUGGCCGCUUCUCUAUGAAGGAUCGUGCUCGUGAGGAAGAAUUGCGCAAUUCCGCGGACGCCAAAUACGCCCACCUAAAUCUUCCGCUCCAUGUCGAAGUUUCUACCAUUGCACCACCGGCCGAGGCUUACGCGCGCGUAGCCUACGCCCUUGCCGAGAUCAGACGAUACUUAAUACCGGAUAAACACGAUGACAUUCGUCAGGAACAAUAUCGAGAACUAAUGGAAGAUCCCGAGGCAGCAAAAAAGCUAACACUACGACAGCUACAACAAUCUGGCGCUGCUGGCGGCAAUGCAGCAGGCAAUGGCAACAAUCGUACAGGAGGCAAUUACAGGCAAAAGUUUCAGCAGCAAUCACACUAUCACCACAACGACGAGACUGUCUAUUACCGUUCACAUAACAACGCUUAUCAUCAGCCAAAACCUUAUGUGCCCCCAGCUGGCCAACGGGGCAAUGCCAUGCAUGCAACUUUGCCACCUCAAACAAUUGUGCGUGCCUCGCCACCGGGUAUGGUUGUCAGUGCCGCCAGCUUCAAUGGCCGCAGUGCUGGUCUGACCAGCGCGGCAGGCGGCCUUAUGACGAACAGCAUGGUAGCUGCCACGCCUAGCAUGCGCUACCGUCCUGCAGCCCCGUAUCAAUUCGUCAAGAAAUAAUACAGAAGCAAUGCGCCUGUAAUUUGCUAUUCGUUUACUGUUUUGUCAUCUCAUCCAAAUGCAUGCGACCUAGUUGCGCAUGCGCGCCAUUGAUGCGUCGGUCAGGCAUUUGUGUGGCCGAGGCUGAACCACACACUGCUCCAAAGGUAGAUGUAAUAAUUUUAAUGCAUACACACAUACAUACAUAUAAUUUUGAAAAUAUUGAUUUUACCAAGAUUUCGAAAGUUGAAAACAAACCGAAAUUAAUAAACGUAAUCUUAAGAUAUUAGCCUAAGUAGACAAAUGCUCCAAAAACACCCACACACUUAUCCGCGGCAAAAUCUCAUCCCUACACUCAUCCUCACCAUGUUUUAAGUAUUUGGUUUUACAUUAUUUUUAUUUUCGAUACUGUUUAGUACCGACUUGGUUGUCCCUCAUCGCCAAUUUAUGAAAUUUAUCUAAACAGAAAAUAAUCCUGUGUGUUGGGCUCUGUGAGCAUUUGAAUACGUAAAUCUCCUUAAUCCGAAUAGGACGGACUGAAUAAUUAAAAAGCAUUCAGUCAGGUUCGGAUAGUUAUUGUUUUAUUAUUCAUUUGUUUUCAUAACUUCUUAUUUAUACAUACCAAUGUUCUAUACCCACAACAUAUUUUGCAGUUAUACAAAUAUUUCUUUUUCUUUGCUUACAUAUUUUAUAUAAAUAUUAGGAGGCUUCGUAUUUGUUAUGUUUGAAAUCCAAAAAUAAUUAAUAUAUAAAUAUAUACUUAUUUAUAUCCAAACUGCAGAAACUAUUUAGAAAUCGGUAUAUUACAAAAAAAUACAUACUUAUAUAUGAUUUGUAGUAGCAGGUCCACCAAUGCAAUUACACAAGCGAAGCACAUACAACAUGAUUCAUACAUACAAGCAUAUUCAAGCAUAAUUACAUAAUUAUAAACAGCAGCAAAAAUAAAUAAAUAAUAAUGCAUAUGAGUAAAUUGAGAGCGCAUUUAAAAAGCGCGACUAUGACUACGAUAACAUAGCAUACAUACAUACAUACAUAACUUAGUAUACCACAUCAUAUGACAAAAACACAUUGUUAUUGUUGUUGAAAGCAACUAAAAUUGUAAUAGAAUAAAUAAAAAUAUACAAA
Messenger RNA from Scaptodrosophila lebanonensis, 2193 nucleotides. It is a transcript of the gene qkr58E-2, whose product is annotated as KH domain-containing, RNA-binding, signal transduction-associated protein 2. Gene Ontology annotation, cellular component: nucleus. Bases 1 to 1089 code for a protein of 362 amino acids. The transcript has 4 exons. Lineage: Eukaryota; Metazoa; Arthropoda; Insecta; Diptera; Drosophilidae. Gene Ontology annotation, molecular function: mRNA binding. Gene Ontology annotation, biological process: regulation of alternative mRNA splicing, via spliceosome. The record is from RefSeq and is a predicted model, not a curated record.